ACACAACUGACCGCCUUGCGGCAACGGCAAACUACUCACGGCCUUGGGCUGCCACAAACGACUUCAGCGCUGCUAUAGGCCAGGGUCGAGAUCAGAUGACGGAGCGGAUACUAGCCAGCGCCCCUGCGCCAAGCCGAGGCCCAUGGCAGAUGUACCUCAAUCACGACCUGGACAUUGUCAUUCGCGACGUCAAAAACGCCAUGGAACUCCCAAGACUCUGCUUCGCCGCCGAUCAGGUCGGAAGCCGAGCGAUGAUGUGCUCGUAUUGACUCGGCACAUGUGCUACGGCGAACCCCCGAUUCUAGCGUACCGGUGCCCGUCUUCUCGGCACAGAGAACAACGCACGAGCAAGUGCAUGUCGACAUCACGUGCCGGCAACCCUGUCUGCACUUGCAGGGCCGUGUGACUGCAUCACCGUUGAGAGCAGGGCGAAGGUGUCGUCCAUGUACAUGGUUACCGUGUACGUCUGCCGCCAAGUGUCGCUUGCAGGCAUCACAUGCUACGUCACCACCCACUGCUGCCCUCGUCGCACUCUGCGCGAAAUCCCCAUCUUGUGCCCAAACGGGCAUUUGUCAUGGAUGGUCCGACUUUCACUCUCAUCAUCCGAACCCGUAGCCAAUCAUGGCGCGAGCACGCUGGCUGAUUCAGACAUCUCCACUCCGCACAGACUCGAGUAGCAAGAGACCUGCCUAUUCUGCUCCCCAAGACUCUCCCCGCUCACUUGCCAUCGUCAUGUGCAGGCCAGGACUACAGCCAUUAUA
This is a messenger RNA of Bipolaris maydis ATCC 48331, 761 nucleotides long. The record is from RefSeq and is a predicted model, not a curated record. NCBI's taxonomy places the organism in Eukaryota, Fungi, Ascomycota, Dothideomycetes, Pleosporales, Pleosporaceae.